This is a messenger RNA of Micropterus dolomieu (smallmouth bass), 790 nucleotides long. RefSeq names its product protein FAM177A1. NCBI's taxonomy places the organism in Eukaryota, Metazoa, Chordata, Actinopteri, Centrarchiformes, Centrarchidae. The transcript is spliced from 5 exons. The record is from RefSeq and is a predicted model, not a curated record. The coding region runs from base 225 to 755 and encodes 176 amino acids.
GACACUGAUUGCGUUACAGUGGCAGCUGUCUAACUACUUGCCUGUGAUAAGGUUUGUUCUGCUCUAUCUGGCGUCUCAGGUUUCAAGACUGAUCCUGUGUCCUGUAGUUUUUUUGCUCCACACAGGAGAGUCAGCGUGGAUGGACAUACAGUAGAGCCGUGGCCUGAGAAAAAGUCAACAGUGCUGCACUGGAGCGAUAAAGAAAGACUUGCAGUACCUGAAGAAUGAACAACAGCUACCAGGAAACAUCACUAGGCAUCCAGGAAACCGACUCUGGGGAUCCUGCCAUGACCAAACCGAGGAGGAUCAUCCACUUCUCCAGUGGUGAAACUCUGGAGGAAGAAGACAGUGAGGAGGAAGAAGAGCAGCCAUCAAACAGACCUCCCUUCACAGAACCUGCAGAGAGGACUAGGUUCUCAUUCAAGAAUGUGGCCAUACGAGUUGGGAGGAUUUCACUGCUGACUUGUGAUUUCCUUGGAGAGAGACUAGCUGGUGCACUUGGUCUGAAUGCAGCCAAAUACCAGUACGCCAUAGAUCAACAUCAUCGGGUCCACAAGACAACAAGCAGCAAAGCCACAGACAAUGUCAUGAAAGAACAGGCAGAGGAGAUGCACAUCUCUUCAAGCCUGGACAGGAGUCGUUAUGGAGCAAUAGGAGACGUCCGAUGUCCCUCCGAUUCCCAGGAGAGCUCUGCUGAGAAUCACAUGGACAUAUAUUCUGAAGGCUGUCACAACAGAGGCUAUCAAGCAGAUUAGGAUUAUUUGGAAAUAAAACUAAAAGAAGACCAUGA